AUGCCUAUGUGGGGCUCCCUGCGAAGAUUUGGACGCGUAUCUCUCGCACAGGAAUGCCUGUACCGAGUUCGCGGCGCCGUUCUGCUGCAGCUGCGGCUUCACCUGCGGGACAGCGAGCGCACUCGAGCGCCAUCAGGAGGCGGAAGACCUCACGGGCCUCUCUGCGCACCCGCGCCCGAGCCCCCCCAGAGCCAGACGCGGCGCGAGCGAGCGGCAGAGAUCCGCCUCCUGCUGCUCGGCCUGGACCGCGCUGGCAAGACGACGAUCAUGGAGCACCUGUUCCAGGAGCGUCCCUCUGGAGAGUACCGGCCCACCGUGGGAGUCAACAUGAAGAGCCGCUCCACGGCGGCACCGCCCCUCAACCUGACCGUCACGGAGGUCGGUGGACAGGCGCGCGCCCACUGGGCGCAGUUCCUCGCCGGCCUCGACGCGCUGAUCUACGUGGUCGACGUGGGCGACGAGCGGCUGGUGGACCAGAGCUGCUACGAGCUCUUCCGGCUGCUGGAGGACGGGCGCACGGCCGACGUGCCCCUGCUGCUGCUCGCCAACGCGGCCGCCCCCGGCUCGGAGCUGCGCGGGCAGGGGCUCUCCCGGGUCGGCGGGCUCGUGGGCGGCGCGCUGGGGGGCGGCUCGAGGGUCUGGCAGGUCCACGGGUGCUGCGCCAGGACGGGGGAGGGCCUGGGCCUCGGCGUCCGGUGGCUCGAGGGCGCCCUGGCCUCGUGCGGCAAGCUGUGCCCCGGGGAGGCGCUGUUCGACCUGGCGUGA
This is a messenger RNA of Prorocentrum cordatum, 765 nucleotides long. Lineage: Eukaryota; Dinophyceae; Prorocentrales; Prorocentraceae. The record is from the annotation of a GenBank genome assembly.